This is a messenger RNA of Coffea arabica (coffee), 784 nucleotides long. The record is from RefSeq and is a predicted model, not a curated record. Lineage: Eukaryota; Viridiplantae; Streptophyta; Magnoliopsida; Gentianales; Rubiaceae.
AUGGAAUGGUUUUUCUUCUGGGACUGCAAUUUCGUGUCCCCAUCAAGCAUUAAGCUCAAUAAGCAUUUCAAUAUGAGCAGUGAACAAGCUGUAUUGUUAACCAACCACUUUUUAACUCCCAAGUUUUCAACCUUCUUUUCAAGGAACCAAGCUCUCCACAAUUUGUUUUCUUUUCUUGUCUCCUUGUAUCACUCUUUGCAUGUAUUCUUCAUUUUGACAUUUUUUGUUCUGCAUUACCAGGUAUAUGAUGUGUCAUCCUAUUUGAAUGAGCAUCCUGGUGGAGAUGAUGUUUUAAUCGCUGCAACUGGGAAAGAUGCCACUGACGAGUUUGAGGAUGCUGGGCAUAGCAAAAGUGCCAGGGAACUCAUGGAGAAAUUCUGCAUUGGGGAGCUAGACGAAUCUUCCCUGGCAAUCCCUGAACUUGAAAUUGUUCGAGCAAAGCAAGCUGCUGACACCUCAAAGAAGAUUGUGGAGUUUACUAAGCGAUACUGGGUUGUUCCAGUAGCUGUUGCAGGCAUAUCUGCGGUUGUUGGCUUUCUAUACUUGAGAAAGAAGUGAUCCAAUUUGCAUCUCAUCCCCUGCAAGCUUAUAACAGCUCGAACCUUUUAAACCAUAGUAAAGAGUAGUUUCUGGCAGGAAGAGGGGAGGGUGGGGGGAAGGAAGGAAGAGGUUGAAAGAUCAAACAUUUGAUUGAGCAUUUUUUGUGAUUCAUUUGUUGCACCUCCAAGCAGAACUGACUACUGCAGUGAUACCUUCUUAUAGGUUGGCGGAGGAUCUUUAAAGC